AUGGCGCUGCCCCGUUUUUCUUUGUCCAGGUUGACACAUGUUGCCUUUUCUCCCUUCAAGACCGUUUCCAGGUCACUUAAACUAGUCUCCACAGCAGAAUUUGAACCUAAGAAACCCCCUCGCUUCGACUAUCUUAGAACCGGCUACCCGUCAUGGCUCAUGUACGAUAACACCACCCACCGGUUCACCGAAAACACAAAACUAAUAAGCGUGGAGGGGAAUGUUGCAUCUGGGAAGAGCCAGGUAGCAAAAAAACUUGCGGAGUUAUUUGGGAUGAAUCUUGUACCCGAUCCUACGGACGAAGACAUAUACGUGCUUGACCAUUAUAAUCCUCCGAUUGAUAUUCGAAUGCAUAAUACAUUGCUACCAAAGGAGGCCCAGUAUUAUACAACAGAAAUGUUUUGGAACGAGGAUAACUUGAAGGAAAAUGGCAAGCCACUUUACCUCCAGUAUCAGUUCUACUUGAAUCGCUACUGGAAGUAUUUGAAGGGCAUGUGCACCCUCUUUAAUACCGGCCAGGGUUGCAUUACCGAAAGAUCCCACUUCUCUGAUGUCGCUUUCGCGGAAGCUCUUCUAAGAUGCGGAUACAUAUCCGAAUAUGCCUUCGAUUGGUUUAGUUAUCUGCAUGCAAGCACCGCGCUUCAUCUUUGGAAGCCUCAUCUAAUUGUGUAUGUCAAAGCCACAAAUAGCCAAAUCCGAGAGGCUAUCAAAAAGAGGGCUGUUAGCUGGGAAAUAAACGCCAAGAACCUGACAGACAACUUCUUCACUGAGUACACCGCAGCUCUGGAAAGUUAUCUCGAGAGAAUGUCGCGGUAUUCUCAUAUCUUCGUCCUUGCGGAAAAGCUCACGGAUAUUGACUUGGAGGGCGUUAGACUUAUUCGUGACGAUUACAUGCUUCUAGAUUGGAGAAACGGCCUGUUUAACGAGCGGUCAGCCUCUCUAAAUCGCCAAAAAUUCUCAUCGGCCACAUUGAAAUUCUCCACUGUUUUCAAAAAAUUCCCAUUGCCAUUGGAUAUGAAAGAAGGAAUCUACGGCUUCGAUUCGAAAGAACUCCAGUACUAUGUUUACAAACGGGUGAGUUCAAAAAUUCAUCACUAUGUACAUCAUAAAAUCGUCGAGUGCUUCUAUUUAUAG
Messenger RNA from Dibothriocephalus latus, 1134 nucleotides. The record is from the annotation of a GenBank genome assembly. NCBI's taxonomy places the organism in Eukaryota, Metazoa, Platyhelminthes, Cestoda, Diphyllobothriidea, Diphyllobothriidae.